UUUUUUUUUUACUAUGUUUUGAAAAGACCAAUCCAAAAUCGUCCAAAAUUGCUAGAGUUUGGAAGCAGAAUAUGCGUAGAAGCUGGUAAUGCCGACACCAUAAUUUUUCCACGUUCCUGGAAUCUUUAAAAAUGAAAUCAUCUAAUUCUUUUGGAAACCUCAGGGACGUUUCGCGCGUACCUUCCAAAAUUGAAGUACAAAAACAAAAAGACGACUUUCGCGAAGAGUCUUUCUUAAUACAAAAGAUUGAAAAUUGCCUAUGAUCCGAUGAUGGGGGCAAAGGGCUGCAGUUGAACUUGACUUGUCCAACAUGCCUUAGGUGACACUGUGGAAAAUUUUAUCUUACAAGGAAGGGUGUGAUCAAUAAUGUAUAGAGAAAGGCAGGUUAUAGAAAUAAUUUAAACGAAGCUUCUGGCCUGCAUGAAAAAGCCGGCAACUUCCAAACUUUCUCCUGCCCGUUUCUGCUUUUUGGCUUCUUCCUCGCAUCAGCAUGACUAAACUUUUCUAGUGCCAUUAACCUUUAUGGGUCGACAAAGGGGCAUAUUGCAUUAUGAUUUUGGAAAAGUGUGAUGGAGAAAUAUGGUUUUGUAUAUAACACUUUACAGUUUUGUGGUCUUCAAUCAACCAUUUUAUGGAUGAUAUGACUUUUUGGGUUUCGUUUUUUUCACUUUUCUUGACUUGUUUGAAUCAUUUCAUUUGUUUGUAAAAUGAAAUUUCCAGGAAAAGGAAUCAUUCAGUAAGUUUUACAAUUCAUCAAUAAAAUAUAAGGAUGACGCUUAAUCAAUUCCUUAGACCGAACAUAUUUUGUCGGUUUAGUCUUACAAUUCACUUCUCUUCUUCAGUUGUCUUGAUUUUUAUUCAUCUUUAGUUCUUUGCUACGUAUAAAAAACACUUCAUACUUGACUUUGCAGUUAAAAAUGGCUUUAAUCAAAGACAAUGGUGGAUGCCUUUUGCAAAUGGCUUGCAUAUUUUUGGUCAGCACAAAGUGAAGAACAUGAAGUAGCAACAGGACAAGGUCAAAUAGAGUAUGCUGAUGGGAUUCCCAUUGGACAAACUUGUUCAACGCUCAAAGUGGAAGACUUUUUGCAUUUACGGUCUAUGAAAUAACAGGAGCAAAAAAGAAGGAAAAAUAUUAACAUAUAGAAAGAAUGCAAUCAACUUGGAUUAGCGAGGCCUCAAAAGCCUGCUGUUCUGGUUGUUGUCCAAAUCCUUUUCCUGGUCUUCCUGAGUUUCAUGCUGCAACUUCACCGAUUCCAAGCAGUGCUGCAGCAUCACGGUAUGAGUUUGAGGUUAGCACAGCUUCUUCUCUUUACCCAAAUUUCCAAUUUACCAAUCAUGAGUCUCUUCCUUCUUUUGAGGAAACGUUUUCUGGUUUCAACAAAGUGUACCCUCAAUAUUCCCAAACGUAUCAGGCUGACAAAAUCCGAUCUCAAGAAUACUAUCAUCUUUCCCUCUCUAAGCAUGUCUGUCUUGACUACAUUGGCCAUGGCCUUUUCUCUUACUCUCAGCUUGAAAGUCUAUAUCCAGGAUCUCCAGUUGCGUCUCCUUCAUCUUCUCCUCCACCGCCUGUACAUUCACUUACUUUAGAACCUCCAUUUUUUGAUAUUUCCUGCAAGCCAAUAAACCUGAAUUCUCAGCUAUUAUAUGGUGGUGAAGAGUCAGAAUUUCAGUCCGAUAUUAGGAAAAGGAUCAUGGCUUUCAUUAAUAUCUCAGAAGCUGAAUACACCAUGGUUCUAACUGCCAAUCAAUCCUCUGCUUUCAAGCUUAUGGCAGAGGUUUAUCCAUUUCAGUCUAGUCCAAAUCUUCUCGCGGUUUAUGACUAUCAAAGUGAGGCUGUGGAAGUGAUGGUUGAAAGCUCCAAGAAGCGAGGAGCAAAUGUCCAGUCGGCUAAUUUCUCAUGGCCUAAUCUACGAAUUCAAUCAGAAAAAUUGAGAAAGAAGAUAGUGAAUAAAAGCAAGCACAAGAAAAAAGGACUUUUUGUUUUCCCACUUCAAUCACGGGUUACAGGAUCGAGGUAUUCAUAUCAGUGGAUGAGCCUGGCUCAGGAGAAUGGGUGGCAUGUGUUGCUUGAUGCAUCUGCUUUGGGAGCUAAGGACAUGGAGACCUUGGGGCUUUCUCUCUUUAAUCCUGACUUCCUAAUUUGCUCAUUUUUCAAGGUUUUUGGAGAAAAUCCAGUAGGAUUCUGUUGCUUGUUCAUCAGAAAAUCUAGUGCUUCGGUUUUGAAGGAUUCAGCAACUGCAACAAGUGUGGGAAUAGUGAAUCUUUUCCCAGCGUCAAGGCCAACUCCAAUCCCUGAAAAACCAGCUAUUUCUUGCAUUGAAACCAAACAGAAGUUGGAUGAAUUUCCUGUUCGAGGCUCAUUCUCAGGCCCGAUAUCUAUCCAACAGAGGAAUGAUGAAAGCACUUGUGAACUGAAGAAAAUUGAAGGAACCAAAGCAAAGAAAAAGACUGUAUCAUUUUCUGAAAUUGAAGAAGUGAUAGAUACAACCUUUGAAUCUGCUAGCCCAACAAUCACCAACACCCCCCAGAUUAAAACCCCGCAAAUUGAAUGUAGAAGCUUGGAUCAUGCAGAUUCGUUAGGCCAGAUACUAAUCAGCAGCAGGACAAGGAACCUGAUCAACUGGUUGGUGAAUGCAUUGAUGAGCCUUGAACAUCCACAUUCAGAAAAAGGAAUUCCUGCGGUCAGAAUCUAUGGACCCAAAAUAACGUUUGACCGAGGACCUGCCGUGGCAUUUAAUGUAUUCGAUUGGAAAGGAGAGAAGAUUGAUCCUGCAUUAGUACAAAAGCUGGCUGAUAGAAACAAAAUUUCUUUAAGCAUUGGAUUUUUGCAACACAUUUGGUUCUCAGAUAAGCAUGAAGAAGAGAAGGAAAGGGUAUUACAGACAAGAACAAGUGAAGCUGAAGGAACAAUCUCAAGCAAGAAGAGAGAUAAAUUUCAUUCUGGAAUAUCUGUUUUGACGGCUGCACUUGGAUUCCUGACAAACUUUGAAGAUAUAUAUAGGCUUUGGGCAUUUGUUUCCAGGUUCCUGGAUGCUGAUUUCUUGGAGAAAGAGAAAUGGAGAUACAAAGCUCUUAAUCAACAAACAAUUCAAAUUUAAGCCAAAACUAUUCUUUCAUUCUUUCAGAACAGAAGAUCACUUAUUAUCUACUGUAACUAGAGAAUGCUGUGCUCCCAUAACUCUCCCAUUUUUUUCCUCUCUUCUGCAGACUUCUGCAGUUCAACAACUACAGUGCAGCAUCUGUAAAUUUGUGCAGUUGCCCACCACAAAAAGGAAAAAAAAUGGAGAUAGCAAGGAAUAUAACUUUGUCUCAAUCAGUUAAUGAAAUCAUAUUGAACAAAAAAAAAAAAUCAGUUAAUGAAUCUGACAAAAUUGACAUAAACAAUACAAUCCGUCUAUGCAGUUGACUCAGAUAUCAGGAUAGGAAUCGUCUGUUAAUUUUCUUAUUUUAAUAUAAAUUGUUAUAGAUUGUAGAUAUAGAACAAGUUUUAAGUUGCAACAUCUAAGGAAAAAAAUGGGGAGAUUUACCUCGACUUGAAUAAGUUUGAGACAGUCAUGAAGAGAACAGAAACGGGAGUCCAGGACCAAGUGAGUUUGAGACAGAUUUCAAUUUGGGAACGCAGAGGCCCAACAACGGGUUAAGAAUUUGAAGGCCUAUCCUAAUGGUUAAGCUUUCUCAAGUGGGCUUGGGUCUUAGGAACAUUUGAAUUUGAUCGCUUUAAAGCCCAGUACCAAUUGAAUUUAAGUCUUCGUGU
Messenger RNA from Durio zibethinus, 3754 nucleotides. RefSeq lists its product as uncharacterized. The record is from RefSeq and is a predicted model, not a curated record. Lineage: Eukaryota; Viridiplantae; Streptophyta; Magnoliopsida; Malvales; Malvaceae.